CAAAAAGACUCAGAGCUAUUUCUUAUUCGAAGGAUUGAAGGUAAACAAUCACUUAUCUCCUCUUCUACUGAGCUAUUGAAUUUUAUAUUUGCGUCUGUACUUUUGAUGACUCAGUUGGUUUUAUAUAUAUCGAACUUAAAAUCAGCCCUUUGUUGUAUGCUUCCUAUGGGCUCGUCACAGGGGUUUUCUGCAUUUUUUGAUGUUUCUCUCCAUUGUAUAUUGGGGUUUCCUGAGAUUCUGAUAUGGCUAAGUAAAGUUGAAUUAUAAAAAGUAACCCGAUCUGAGUUUACGGAUUCAUGAUUGCAUAUUCCAUUUUCUGUAGCUGUUCUCAUGAUUCUACAUCAAGAUAAGUGUUUUGUAUCUUUGUAAUUCAUGCUUAAGUUGAGUGAAUAAUGGGAAUUUUAGCUUUCCUUCCGUAUAUUAUUUUCGAGUUAUUGUUUUUACAUAAUUGUUGAUCUGGUGUCAGGAUACGCUGAUGUUUCACUAGAUUUUGUGCCUUUAUGUUUAUUCUUGGUAAAAAGAAAAAUGCUUUAUAUCUGAUUUGAGAUGAAGUUCUGUUUAUGGGGAAGAAUUGUGAGAACGCCGUAAAAGAGUUUGUAGCUAUGCUUUUAUUUGUUCUUUUUGUAGUAGGUAGGAUUGUAUCUGUGGAAUCAAAUAUUGUUUUUCUUUUCAUUGGAGAGGGCUGCUAAGAUGAAUGUGAAAAGAAAAAGGGACGAAAUAGCCAUAGAGAUGAAGAGGGAAAUGACAGAAUCCGAUGAUCAAAUUCGAACCUUUAGUGCACGAAUAACGGAUGUACCUGAGCCAAUCUUCUUAGAUAUCUUGCUAAAGCUGCCUCUGAAGGAAAUCAUAGUUUGCAAGUGUGUUUGUAAACGUUGGCGUCGACUGAUCUUUAGCUCUCAUUUCGCUAAGUUGCACUUUGCACAGUCAAGAACGAGCUUGCUGCUUAGAAACUUGGACUGUUCAUGUGUUCCAAGAAUUUGUUAUCUCGUUGAUCCAUCUGAAAUCAGUGUUGAGGUUUCUUAUCAGGGAUGUGAGGAAAAGUUUCAUUUGAGUCUUAAUGCAAAAUUGAAGAUACCUUUGCGUUAUCCAGAAAUUGCCCUUGAUAUGGAAGCAGUUAAGAAGCAACGCCGGGUUAAACUGCGACUCACAGAUCACAAGUUUAGAAUUGUCAAUUCUUGCAAUGGCUUUCUCUGUUUAUCUGAACCCUCAGCAAAUGAACCUGCUGUCAUAUGCAAUCCUGUCACUGGUGAAUACAUCAACAUUCCUGAUGGCGAUGAGGCUUAA
Oldenlandia corymbosa var. corymbosa is the source of this 1284-nucleotide messenger RNA. Lineage: Eukaryota; Viridiplantae; Streptophyta; Magnoliopsida; Gentianales; Rubiaceae. The record is from the annotation of a GenBank genome assembly.